AUGGAGGAUGCCGCCCAAGCAGCGCCCCAGUCCAGUGUGCUGUUUGAGGCCCAUCGAGCGCCGGCGCGUUUCCAAAAACUCAGGGAGCCGCCGCGGGACGGCCACAGGAUCACGCUUCAAAUCGGCCUCAGGAACACCCGAUUCGAAGAUUCGAUCGAUGGGCUCUUGGAGCGGAUGUCAGAUCCGAGCCAUCCUGACUUCCGCCCACAUCUGGACGACGACGAGUUUGCCGAGCUGGUUGAGCCAGAUAGCCAGUCCGUGGCAGCCGUCGUUGGUUGGCUGGAAAGUCACGGGUUUCGAAAUGACCAGAUGAAAUGGACAGCGCGCAAAGAUUGGAUUAGUUUGGAGAGAGUCUCAUUGAGGAAGGUUGAGCACAUGCUUAAUACGACUUACUCCGUUUAUCAAGAUCAAGACAGUGAACGUAUUAUUCGAACUGAGAAAUACAGUUUGCCAAAGAAUCUUCAUCGCCACAUUGAUUUAGUGCAGUUCGGUAGUUUGCACAAGCAACGAUCAAGAGUGAGCAAGAUAUCGCAAGUCUCAGAAGUAAAUAACAAGAGGUUUCUGGAUAAUAUACCAGACAUAUGCCUAGGUCCAAUACUUGUGACGAACGGUUGUUUGCGCCGACUCUAUAAAACCGAAAACUAUCAAGUACAGGUCCCGGAAAGGAAUAUGAUUGCUACCACCGGCUACCUCGGCGAGAGUGCAAACUUCGAGGACGCUCAGUUGUUCUUGAGGACACAAAGAGCUGACCAGGUCGGAGGGACGUUUGAUGUUGUCCUCGUUAAUGGCGGAAGUAAUCCACAGGACUUGAAUCAACAACAGAUUGAUAAGCAACUGGGUGUAGAAGCCAAUCUGGACACCCAAACUGCCCUGGGACUAACUCUGCCAACGAGGAACGUCUUUUACUCGGUUGGAGGAAGGCCGCCUUUCAUCGCGGAUUUGGCGACUCCUGAAAACAAUAAUGAACCGUUCCUUGAAUGGCUGCAGUACAUGCUCGCGCAGCCUAUAGAAAAAAUACCCAAGGUUAUCAGCUCAUCUUACGGUGACGAGGAGCAGUCUGUCCCCUUCAGCUACGCGCGCCGAGUUUGUUACGGUUUCGCGGCGCUUAGUGCUCGUGGAGUUUCAUUAAUCUUCUCAUCGGGCGACUAUGGAGUCGGUGAAAGCGGUACGUGUUAUACCAAUGACGGCCACCGAAAGAAGGCCUUCUUGCCAGAUUUCCCCGCAAGUUGCCCCUACGUAACAACAGUUGGUGGAACUGAAAACUUCUACCCAGAAGUAGCGGCAUCCAAGUUCGGACUGGCUGGUUUCGCCAGCGGGGGUGGAUUUUCCAACUACUUUCAAAGGCCCGAAUGGCAGCGAAAUGCGGUAGAUCGUUACCUCCAAUUCCUCGGGCCUGACGAAUUCAAAGGCUUUUACAAUCCAGCUGGAAGAGCUUACCCGGACGUAUCUGCUCAAGGCAGCAGGUACGCCAUAGCUUGGCGACAAACCUUCCUGAGUGUCGAUGGCACCUCAGCUUCCUCGCCGACGUUCGCAUCGAUAAUUGCACUGCUGAAUGACUACAGCCUUUCGUUGGGUGGCCCUUCACUGGGUUAUCUGAACCCAUGGCUGUAUGCUUCCGGCUACCGGGGCCUGAACGACAUCACUCUCGGAAACGCCCGGGGAUGCAAUACCACUGGGUUCAGAGCCGCCGAAGGUUGGGAUCCGGUAACCGGCCUAGGAACCCCUGAUUUCCAAAAGCUGCAAGAACUCAUUAGACCUUGGAGCUUGGCUAUGGCACAAGGUGCAAAGGCUUUUCGCGCAAAGAUCAAAGCUAUCUAA
Puccinia triticina is the source of this 1818-nucleotide messenger RNA. RefSeq lists its product as uncharacterized. Gene Ontology annotation, molecular function: tripeptidyl-peptidase activity; serine-type endopeptidase activity. The coding region runs from base 1 to 1818 and encodes 605 amino acids. The record is from RefSeq and is a predicted model, not a curated record. The transcript has 9 exons. NCBI's taxonomy places the organism in Eukaryota, Fungi, Basidiomycota, Pucciniomycetes, Pucciniales, Pucciniaceae. Gene Ontology annotation, biological process: proteolysis.